AUGGGCACCCCACGCAUCAUCAACGCCAUUAAACAGGACCAUCGUGAGAUCGAGUCUUACUAUGACCGCAUCACAAAGUCAAACGAUAAGAACGAGCAGACUCAGUACCAGAAUUUGUUCACAUGGGAACUUGCCAGACAUUCUAUUGGCGAGGAGUUGGUUGUUUAUCCGGCGUUUGAGAAACAUAUCAAAGAUGGUGUUGCUCUUGCGGAUAAGGAUCGGAAGGAACAUCAAUCCGUAAAAGAACAGCUCAAAAAGUUCCAAAACCUCAAACCCACCGACCCAACCUUCCUCCCGACAAUCCAAUCCCUAAUGAAAGACCUCUCCCAGCACAUCCACGAAGAAGAAACUUCCGACCUGCCCCAACUCGAAGCCGCGCUGUCCGAUGAAGACAGCCGCAGUAUGAGCAAGACGUUCGGACGGACGAAGAUGUUUGUGCCGUCGCGGAGCCAUCCAAGUGCGCCGAGUAAGCCGCCCUAUGAAACGGCGGUAGGGCUCAUGACGGCGCCGAUUGAUCAUUUGGCAGAUAUGUUUCGGCAGUGGCCGGAUACGGCGACGAUGCCGAAUCCUAGUACUAAGUGA
Molecule: messenger RNA, 582 nt
Organism: Aspergillus ruber CBS 135680
Lineage: Eukaryota; Fungi; Ascomycota; Eurotiomycetes; Eurotiales; Aspergillaceae
Exons: 2
Coding region: 1-582 (193 amino acids)
Source: RefSeq, a predicted model, not a curated record